ACAUACUUUCGAUCUCCAUAGAAAUUGAAAGUUUAUUAUUCAUCUAUAAGAAAAAGAUGGUGAAACGAGUUUCCUUUUGUCUCCUCGUUGUCUUGUUUUUGAGUUCAGUCUUAGCCAACAUAGAUGAUCUUCAAGAUAAACAAGUGUAUGUCGUCUACAUGGGUUCACUUCCGUCUCGACCAGACUACACACCAAUGUCGAAUCACAUGAGUAUUCUUCAAGAGGUAACCGGGGAAAGUUCGAUAGAAGGUCGUUUGGUGAGAAGUUACAAGAGGAGUUUCAAUGGGUUCGCUGCCCAACUCACUAAGUCAGAACGAGAACGAGUAGCCGAGAUGGAGGGAGUUGUGUCUGUGUUCCCCAGCAAGAACUACAAACUCCAAACGACGGCUUCUUGGGACUUCAUGGGGAUGAAGGAAGGAAAGAGUACAAAGCGAAACUUAGCUAUAGAGAGUGACACUAUCAUCGGAGUCAUCGACAGUGGAAUUUGGCCAGAGUCAGAGAGCUUUUCCGGGAAAGGCUUUGGACCUCCUCCUAAGAAAUGGAAAGGUGUUUGUUCCGGUGGCAAAAACUUCACUUGCAACAAAAAGUUAAUCGGGGUAAGAGACUACACAAACGAAGGCGUCAGGGACAGCCAAGGACACGGUACACACACAUCGUCCACAGCGGCUGGAAACGCAGUUGCUGACACAAGCUUCUUUGGAAUAGGCAAUGGAACGGCAAGAGGCGGUGUUCCAGCCUCUAGAAUCGCAGCUUACAAAGUCUGCACCAUUAUAGGGUGUAGCUCUGAUGCUGUACUGUCUGCCUUUGAUGACGCGAUCGCAGACGGUGUUGACCUCAUCAGCAUCUCUCUCGGGGGAGAUAACCCCUCCUUGUAUGAAGAGGACACGAUUUCCAUCGGGUCUUUUCACGCUAUGGCCAAAGGGAUUCUCACUGUACACUCAGCGGGUAACUCUGGUCCGUCCCCGGCCACAGUUACUAGCGUCGCGCCGUGGAUUUUAUCGGUUGCAGCUACCACCACCAACCGUAGGUUUUUAACCAAAGUUGUUCUUGGAAAUGGCAAGACACUUGUUGGGAAAUCAGUGAAUGCUUUUGAUCUGAAAGGAAAGAAGUAUCCACUCGUGUACGAGUCUUUUGCAGAAUCUUUAGUGAAGGGAAAGAUCUUGGUUUCCAGAUAUCCAAGUAUGUCAGACAUAGCUGCUGCAUCCAUAACUACAGACGACAAAGGCUUUGCAACCAUUAGCUCUCGUCCCCUAUCUGCUUUGUCACCAGAUGACUUUGAAUCUCUCGUCUCUUACAUUAACUCCACCAGGUCCCCGCAAGGAUCUGUUCUAAAAUCUGAGGCAAUCUUUGACCAGGCAGCUCCUAUAGUUGCUUCUUUCUCUUCUCGUGGUCCAAACAAGAUUGCUGUUGAUAUUCUAAAGCCAGAUGUAACAGCACCAGGAGUGGAGAUUCUUGCUGCCUAUUCACCUUGGGCGUCACCAUCUCCCGAUAAGAGCGACCCAAGACAUGUGAAAUACUCUGUUCUAUCUGGAACUUCUAUGGCUUGUCCACAUGUUGCAGGCGUUGCAGCAUACGUCAAGACUUUUCAUCCUGAAUGGUCUCCUUCCAUAAUCCAAUCAGCCAUCAUGACAACCGCUUGGCCAAUGAAUGCUACUGGAAAUGGGACCUCGUCGACAGAGUUUGCUUAUGGAGCUGGACAAGUCAACCCAGUAGCCGCUCUUAAUCCUGGACUUGUCUAUGAAUUGGACAAAGCUGACCACCUCGCCUUUCUCUGCAGCUUGAACUACACUUCAAAAACCCUUAAACUCAUUUCUGGUGAAGCCGUUACUUGCACUGGGAAGACUUUACCAAGAAACCUCAACUAUCCUUCCAUGUCGGCUAAACUUUCGAGAUCUAAUAGCUCCUUCACCGUAGAGUUCAAAAGAACUGUCACCAACCUUGGUACCCCAAACUCUACAUUCAAAUCAAAGAUUGUCUAUAAUCACGGAUCUAAGCUCACCAUUAAGGUCACGCCUAGUGUUUUAUCGUUUAAGAUGGUGAACGAGAAGAAGUCUUUCACGGUGACGGUUACAGGCAGCAAUAUCAGCCAAGAAUUACCUCCGUCUGCAAAUCUAAUCUGGUCAGAUGGCACACAUAACGUGAGAAGUCCCAUUGUUGUUUAUACCGAUGGUAACUGAUGAGGCCUCAGUUCACCAUUAGUCAUCAAUCAUCAUAAUAUUGUUGUUGUUGUGUUUCUUUAAUCUAGAUUUUUGUUUUGCAUCGAUUUUGAAUUAAACUCAUCCAUAUAUCCUAGAAGAUUUCAAUGCAAGCAUUCUCAUUUGAAAGAUCA
Messenger RNA from Capsella rubella, 2329 nucleotides. RefSeq names its product subtilisin-like protease SBT4.8. Gene Ontology annotation, biological process: proteolysis. The record is from RefSeq and is a predicted model, not a curated record. Bases 57 to 2177 code for a protein of 706 amino acids. The transcript is spliced from 9 exons. Lineage: Eukaryota; Viridiplantae; Streptophyta; Magnoliopsida; Brassicales; Brassicaceae. Gene Ontology annotation, molecular function: serine-type endopeptidase activity.